Messenger RNA from Xiphias gladius (swordfish), 9397 nucleotides. RefSeq names its product collagen alpha-3(VI) chain-like. Bases 307 to 8577 code for a protein of 2756 amino acids. The record is from RefSeq and is a predicted model, not a curated record. The transcript is spliced from 44 exons. Gene Ontology annotation, molecular function: serine-type endopeptidase inhibitor activity; protein binding. Lineage: Eukaryota; Metazoa; Chordata; Actinopteri; Istiophoriformes; Xiphiidae.
ACUCUGCACCACAACUCCUCUGGUUUGAGACUAGAAGGGUGUCUCUUUCUUUCUCAACCAUUUCCCCCAUCACUCAGGACCCCUUUGUCUGUACAUCUCUUAUCAGUGACUUAUCACUGCUUUUCUCAGCCACCUUCCAUCGGGAGGUGCUGGAAAAGCCAGCAAGGGGAAUUUGCCAGGAGGAUAAUGACCAAAAGUCCAGCUUGCAGUCAUUUUACAUAACUGAUAUUAUUUUUUCUCUUCAAAAACAAAUACAUUGGAGUACUGCUACUUCAGCUCAGGGUGUCCCCUUUGUUUCUUCUGAAGAUGAGGAGGCAUCGGUUGUUACCGCUGUGUGCCCUUCUGGGUGUCCUGUUUACAGGACUCCUCCCUAAACUUGAUGCUCAGGAAGUCUUGACAGUUGGAAAUCGAGACAUCAUUUUCCUAAUCGACAGUACAAUGGGUGCAACACUCAUCAACUCCGUGCGUGAAUUCAUCAAGCGGUUUGUUGACACUAUGCCAAUUGGUCCAGAUGAAGUUCAAGUGGGUGUGGCCCAGUUCAGCAAUGUCCCUCGACUUGAGAUGGAUCUCAACUCCCAUGGAUCCAGGGAUGCUUUGACUGCUGCUUUGGGCUCUAUCAAACCAAGACCUGGACAGACAGUCAAUAUUGGAGCAGCCUUGGACUUUGUGCGGACGAAUAUGCUGCAGCCUGAGAAGGGAAGUCGUAUUCAACAGGGGAUACCCCAGCUUUUACUGUUGAUGACCAGUAAAAAGUCAAAUGACAGUGUGCAAGACCCUGCUAAGGCCCUGCAGCGAAUGGGUGUAUUGACUCUGGCUGCAGGCUCCAAGGCUGCUGAUGAGCAGGAGCUGAAAGAAAUUGCCUUUGCUGACAGUUUUGUGUUCAUGCUGAGGGACUUCCGCGCACUGCUACGCAACCCAAAGGCAGUUGUUGUUGCGCUCUCCACUCUAGCUGGGGUGGUGGUGACUGAAGUACCCACCGAGCCAGUGGUGGAGAUAACAACAGUGCAGACUCAAAAAGUGAUCCGAGACAUUGUCUUCCUUGUGGAUGGCUCGAACUACAUUGGCAGUACUAACUUACCCUAUGUGAGAGACUUCAUUAUCAACGUGGUCAACCAGCUAGAUGUACGUCCUGACAGGGUCCAGAUUGGUCUACUGCAGUUUGCGGAAAAUCCAAAAAUUGAAUUUUAUUUGAACAGCUACCAAAGCAGGCAAGAUGUUGUGAAUAAAAUCUCUCAACUCAGGCUGACUGGAGGCUCAGUUUUGAAUACAGGAGCUGCCAUGAAACAUGCCCUCACCAAUAUGUUCGUGCAAUCAGCUGGGUCACGCAGGAGUCAGGGAGUCCAGCAGGUGUUGGUUUUGAUCACAGGUGGUCCAACCCAGGAUGAGGUUAAAACGGUAGCUGAUCAGUUGGCUCUGGAUGGGGUUUUGACCUUCACAGUCAGUUCUGGGCAGGCAGAUGACGCCCUCAUGAAAACAGUCGCCUUUGUUUCAAAAUUGGCUUACCAUGACAGAAGCUUCUCUAACUUACCAGCUAUGGCUGAAGUAAUCAUGCCACAGUUGAUAACAGUUGUUGGUACUACAGAUGUGACAUCAGUCCCUGAAAAACCUGUUGCUGUUCCUGGAGCUGAAAGGGAUGUUGCCUUCCUUAUUGAUGGCACAGACAAUGUUCGAGCAGAUUUUGGCUACAUUCGGGAUUUUAUCAUGAAAGUAAUUGAACCGCUUGACAUUGGGAUUGACAGGGUACGAAUUUCAGUGGUUCAGCACAGUGAGAGACCAACUCCAAGUUUCUACCUUAACACUUACCAAACCAAAGAUGAGGUGAUAAGAGCUGUCAGUGAGAUGACACUGGCUGGUGGACGUAGUCUAAACACAGGAUUGGCUCUAAGAUUCAUGAAGGACACCAUCUUGUCUGAAAGGCAUGGUAGUCGGGCUGCGCAAAACGUCCCUCAGUUUCUGAUCGUUUUGACUGGAGGCAGAGCCAUGGAUAAUGUGAAGGAGCCUGCUGGUGCGCUGAAGACAGAGGGAGUCGUACCAUUUGGUGUUGGUGUCAAGGAUGCAGACCCAAAGCAGAUUGAGGCCAUUUCACACAACCCUUCCUUUGCCUUCAAUGUGAAAGAAUUCAGAGAUCUUAGCACCGUGCCACAAAGGCUCAAUAACUAUGUGAGCCUUCCAAGGGAAGAGCUAGACAUCAUCCUACAACAAGCUGAGUUGCAGGGCCCCUGGAAGGAUGUUGUUUUCCUUGUUGAUGGAUCUGAUGGUGUUGGACUGGAAUUUCCUAUCAUCCAGGAGUUCAUCCGUAGGGUCGUGGAGAGUCUCAACGUGGGCGAGAAUAAGAUCCGGAUUGGCGUAGUCCAGUACGGUGACUUUGCUCAGGUUGACAUGUAUCUGAACUCGUAUACAACCAAAGAAGGUGUAAUGAAUGCUGUAAGGGAAAUGAGGCAGCGAGGAGGAAGACAGCGUAACCUGGGUCAGGCUUUACAGUUUGUCAGUCAGGAUGUUCUGACAGCAGAACGUGGAAGCAGGAAGCAAGAGGGUGUACCACAGUUUCUGAUUGUCGUCUCCAGUGGGUCUUCUACAGAUGACAUCAGUCGUGCAGCGUCUUCCCUCAAACAAUCCAGAGUUCUUCCCUUCAGCAUUGGGACGAGGGAUGUCAAGCCUACAGAGCUCCGGGUGGUGUCAUAUGUGCCUAACUUUGCCUUCACUGUAGAUGACCUCCCUGGCCUGUACACAGUCCAAGAAAAUUUAAUCACUGCUCUCACUGAGCUAUCAGAGGAUGACAUUGCCAGGAUGCGUCCAGCAUUCCCAACUUAUGAUGUAAUCCAACCAGCACCCGCAGGAGGAGAAAAGAGGGAUGUCGUAUUUUUAAUUGAUGGUACGACGGCAGUGCGUAGUGAGUUCCCUUCCAUCCGUGAAAUGAUAAGAAGAGUUGUGGAGAAGCUGGAUGUAGGAUUGGAUAAGGUCCGAGUUUCAGUGGUACAGUACAGUGAUGACCCGAAGUUAGAGUUUCUUCUGAACCAAUUCUCCACCAAGGAUGAGGUACGCCAGGCUGUGAUGAAACUACGAAGCAAUGGUGGAAACCACCUAAACACAGGUCGUGCUCUUGAGUGGGUCUCCAGAAACAUCUAUCAGAGGUCAGCGGGAAGCCGCAUUGAAGAUGGUGUUCCUCAGUUCCUCAUUCUAGUUACAGGUGGCAAGUCUACAGAUGAUGUAUAUACUCCAGCUGUCCAACUUAAGAGAAACCAGGUUGCACCUCUUGCCAUUGGUUCAAGGAAUGCAGACCCUGAUGAACUGAAACUGAUUUCUCUGAAGCCUGAACUUGUAUAUACAGUUGACAGUUUCCAGCAGCUUCCAAGAGUGGAGUCACAGCUCAUUGAUUCAGUCAAAACAAUAUCCACCACUGAUAUCAUCAGUAGUUAUGUUCCUUCAACAGUAGACCCCAUAAAUUAUGAGAGAAAGGACAUUAUCUUCCUCAUUGAUGGCUCAGACAAUACCGGUGCUGCUGGCAUUGCUCAUAUCCGUGACUUCAUCCUCAACAUUGUCCAACAACUUAACGUGCAGCCUGAUCAAGUGCGUGUGGCUGUUGUCCAGUAUGCAGACAAAGUUAAAACAGAGUUCUCACUCAACUCACACAACAACAAGCCAGCUGUUAUCUCUGCUAUCAAAAGACUUCGUCAGAUGGGUGGGCGGUCAUCAGACCUGGCUGAUGCCAUUAACUAUGUCAUGCGGAAUGAGUUAAAAUCCUCUGCUGGUGUUCGUCUGGCUGAGGCCUCCCAGCAUCUUGUGGUUCUCACAGGUGGACGUUCCCCCCAAGAUGUUUCUAUCUAUGGACCUUUGCUUAAAGGCUCCCGGGUAAACUGCAUCGGUAUUGGAGCAGGUGGUGCUGACACAAGGCAACUAAACCAAAUUGCCAGAACCUCAGAGGAUGUCCUUCAGGUUACUACAUUCCCUGACCUCCCAACAAUCAAAGAGAGGUUUAUUGCCAGGUUGAGGGGUACUAUCCUUGAGGAACCAACCAACGUCUAUGAGGAUCCUAGCCUGCCUCCACCUAAAAAGGCUGAUAUAGUAUUUUUGGUGGAUGGCUCCAUUAACUUGGGCCGGGAAAACUUCAGUGAAGUGAUGUCAUUUAUCAUCAACCUAAUUGACCUUUUCUUCAACGAGAGAGACAACCUGCGGAUUGGCCUGGCACAUUAUGCAGCAGAUGUGACUGAUGUCUUCUACCUCAACACAUACAAGCACAAGCAAGACAUUGUAAGCGCCAUUGCACGAGAAGAGUACAAAGGUGGCCGUAAAAUCAGCACUGGUGCAGCCAUUCGUCAUGUUCAAGAUGUUCACUUUACCAAAGAAAAAGGCAGUAGGGUGGAUGAGGGCACUCCCCAGAUCCUAAUGGUUAUCACUGGAGGACGCUCAGCUGAUGACAGCAAAACAGCAGCCCUUGGCCUGAAGAAAAAAGGUGUGAGAGUCUUUGCUGUAGGAGUGGGUGACAUUGAGAAUGAGUUAGAAAACCUAGCAAGCGAGUCUUCCACUGUUGCUCGAGCAAGCAACUUUCAGGAACUUUCCGAGCUUAAUGAGCAAAUCCUGGAGACUUUGGAUGAUGAAGUGAAGGGGAAGCUGUGUGUUGGUGUGCAAGAAUCUCAAAAAACCUGCAGCGUAGAGGUGUUGGUGGGCUUUGAUGUUUCUGAUCAGAACAUCUUCAGUGCUCAGACCAACCUCCAGAGCAAGAUGGGUGCCAUUCUGCAGAGGAUUUCCAAAAUGGCAGCUAUCAGUUGCUCAUCUGGGCAGAUUCCCUCUGUACAAGUGGGUAUGCUGGCCAUGGACUCUGCCUCUGAGCCUGUCCAAAUGGACUUUACAGACAAUGCGGAUGAGCUCUUUGAGGCCUUCAGAGUCCUGCGGAAUCGUGGCCCCUUUGUCCUCAAUGGCAAGACCAUCUCAGCUUACACCAACAGGUUCAAAACCAGACAGGACAGUGUGGUCAAGGUUGUCAUUCAUUUGACUGAUGGUCUUGAUGCCCCAUAUGCUGAAAUGAAAAAGCAAGUUAGAAAUCUUCAACUGUCAGGAGUAAACAGUUUCAUUCUGGUCGGGCUGGAGAGGGUGCCGAAAUUCGAGGAGGCUUUGCUGCUGGAAUAUGGGCGUGGCUUCAGGUACACCAGACCCUUACGAGUUAAUAUCAUGGACUUGGACUAUGAGCUUACGGAAGAACUGGACAACAUUGCAGAAAGAGAGUGCUGUGCAGUGCCUUGCAAAUGUACCGGCACCAGAGGAGACCGAGGAGCAAUUGGACUUCCAGGGUCUAAGGGUAGUCCAGGAUCACCAGGAAGCCCAGGACAUCCAGGAGAUGAGGGUGGACCUGGAGAGAGAGGUCCUCCUGGUGUGAAUGGAACACAGGGUUUCCAGGGAUGUCCUGGACAGAGAGGUGUUAAGGGUUCUCGUGGGUACUCAGGAGAAAAGGGUGAAUUUGGAGAAAUUGGGCUUGAUGGCAUAAACGGAGAAGAGGGCAAAAGUGGAGUGGCUGGACCCCCAGGAGACAGAGGAAACCCUGGCAGAAGAGGUCCCAAAGGUGCCAAAGGACAAGCAGGAGACAGAGGAGAAAUAGGAAUCAGAGGAGACCCUGGUACAAGCGGACAAGAUAACAACCAGGCAGGACCUAAAGGAGACCCUGGUGAUGCUGGAUCAGUGGGAGAACCUGGUGACGAUGGAGAGAAGGGAGGCCCUGGUGUAGUCGGAAGAAGGGGAGCUGAUGGCAGAAGAGGCACACCUGGAAAGGCUGGGAAUCCCGGGAAGCCAGGAGCUGAUGGUGUGCAGGGAGAGCCUGGUAUUGGAGGAUCUAGAGGUCAACCUGGACCUAAUGGUGCCCCAGGACCAAGAGGAGAAGAUGGGAACCCUGGACCCAGGGGUCCUGGAGGUAAACCAGGUCCCACUGGGGAUAAGGGCAGAAGAGGAGCUCUUGGUCGUAAGGGAGAACCCGGAGAGCCAGGCCCUAAGGGUGUUAUUGGACCUCUUGGCCCCCGUGGAGAGCCUGGUGAAGAUGGUAGAGAUGGCUUUGGUGUCAUAGGGCCCAAAGGAAGACAGGGUGAUGAAGGCUUCCCUGGAUUCCCAGGACCAAAGGGAACAGCUGGUGACCCUGGCAACAAGGGCGGACCUGGACUUAGAGGAAAUCGUGGACAGAGGGGUGUCUCUGGGAACAUUGGUACACCUGGACAGAAAGGAGAGGUUGGAUAUCCUGGGUCAUACGGUCAGAAAGGGCCGAGAGGACCAGGUGUUGUGCAAUGUGACCUGAUCAAGAAGAUUAGAGAAAACUGUCCUUGCUGUUAUGGUCACAAGGAAUGCCCACUCUACCCGACUGAGCUGGCCUUUGCCCUGGAUGCCUCUCAGGACAUUGACCUUAGAGCUUUCAACAACAUGCGUGACACAGUCCUGCGCCUGGUCAGAGACAUCACCAUCACUGAGAGUAACUGUCCAAGAGGAGCUCGUGUUGCUUUGACCCUGUACAACAAUGAAGUUACCACUGAGGUUCGGUUCGCUGAUGCAAUGAAAAAGCGUGCUCUGGUGCAGCACAUUGAGGGACUGCAGACCCUGCAGACAAACAAGAAGCGCAGCUUGGAUAUGGCCAUGAGCUUUGUGGCUCAGAACACCUUCAAGAGGGUGCGCAGUGGCUUCCUAGUGAGGAAGGUGGCCAUCUUCUUUGUUGGUGGCCCACUCAGUCAGGCACAAACAGUUACCAAUGCAGCUCUCCGCCUCCAUGAUGCUGGCAUCGCCACUCUGUUUUUGGUCAGCCGUGAGGAAAAAGCACUCAGCAGAACACUGCAGGUCAACAACACAGCCCUGGCCCAGGUAAUUGUCCUUCCCAGUCCUGGAAGUGCAGAGUACAAUUCAGUCAUCCAAAAGGUUAUGAACUGCCAUAUCUGCCUAGACUUCUGCUCUCCGGACCAGAUGUGUGACUAUGUGCCCCCAUCUGCCAGCCGAGAUAGGAGGUCUUUCAUCACAGAUGUGGAAAUUGACAUGGCUUUCGUCUUGGACAGCUCUGAGUCUACCUACCCAACCGUCUUUACUGAGAUUAAACGCUACAUAGCACAGAUAGUAGAACAGCUACAAGUGUCUUCAAAUCCAACAUCUUCCGUUCACCACGCAAGAGUGUCUGUGAUCCAGCAAGCACCUUACGAAUUCCUCCACAACAAAAGCGGCUCUCCCAUCCAUGUGGAUAUCGGCUUGACUGAUCACCACUCAUCUCAGGAUAUUGUCAGAUUCCUGCUGGAGAAGACACUGCAGUUAGAGGGUGGCCGAGCACUAGCAGCUGCCAUCGAAUCGACGGUGGAGCUGGUGUUUGAGAAGGCACCUCUCCCACGUGAUAGGAAAGUACUAAUGUUGUUUGUGACAGGAAGUGUGGAAGAAGAAGAGGAGCAGCUGGUGCGUAUUGCCACUGAGGUCAAGUGCAGAGGAUUCUUCCUGGUCAUCCUGGGUGUGGGUGAGAGGUUGACUGCAGGUGAUACUCGUGUCUUGUCACUCAUGGCCAGUGAGCCAUCAGACGUCUUCUUCAAAAGGCUGGAUAGCAUCUCACACUUUUAUGACAAACGCAUCCAGACUUUCAGCCAGCUGCUGCCAAAGUAUAUCAGCAGUGAAAAUGCUUUCUACAUGUCCCCUGAAGUUUCUAAAAACUGCAAGUGGUUCCAGAGUGACCAGGCACUAAAAAACCCUUUCACAACAUCACAGCAACAGGAGAAACAUCAGAAACAUCAUGAGAAUCACCAAGCAGUUCAUCGAAGAAAGCAUAAAAAUGCAGGUGAGCUACACAUCUCUAACGUCACCUCCAGCAGCUUGAAAUUGCGUUGGAGCAACCCAGACCCCAAACUCUUCGUCUAUUUUGAAGUAGUGGUUACGCGUUUGCCUGACCAUGCUCAGGUACUGAAGACCAACGUCUCAGGCACUGAGCUUUCAGUGGACAACUUACAAAGUACUCAGACAUAUCAUGCUGUGGUCACUGCCCGCACUGCAGAGGGUCAAAUUGUCUCCACCCGCAAAGGCAUCAUCACUACAAAAGCAACAGAGCAUAAGCCAGCCAGUCAAGACACCAGUACUGUAAAAACCACACCACUGGACAAACCAGAAACUGUUAAUGAAUUUGCAGACCCAUGCUCACUUGACUAUGACCCUGGAAUGCCAUGCAAAGACUAUCAGUCUAAGUGGUUCUUUGACAGAAAGCACGGGAUCUGUGCACAGUUCUGGUACGGAGGUUGUGGAGGCAAUGAAAAUAGGUUCAACACUGAGACCCUCUGCUUGCAAAACUGCAGGAGGUCAGUGCCAGAGCCUGAGCCAAAAGUGCAGCAGGGUGAACAGGUGGAGAUCCUCCCGGCUCCUGCGGCCUCUAAAGCUGUGGACAUUUGCCAGCUUCCCAAAGAGGAAGGUACCUGUGCCAAAUUUGUUCUCAAGUGGCACUACGAUGCCCCCAGCAAGAGCUGUACACGUUUCUGGUAUGGAGGCUGCGGUGGAAACCAGAAUCGCUUCGACACACAUGAGCAGUGUAUGAAGGGCUGUGGAAAACCAGCACCCGUCAACCGAGGAGUCAUUGCUGCAAUAAGAACAUAGGAAAAAAAAUGACAAACAUGGCCAGCUUUUACCUCUGCUCAGGGGAUUCUGAGAAGAACCAUCCAAAAUGGCCAUACUGUAAGGAUGCAAUACCAAAGCAACGGUGACUGCACUGGAUCCACAAAAAUGGACUUUAUACCCCAAAUUCUUGAAGUAGUCUUUUUCACAACAAGAAGGAAAGCAACACGAUUAGCUGCAUGAUUUGUUUUAACCUACUGGUGCUACAUAGUAUGUUUGUUUUACAGAUGGAGUUCUUAAUCGCAUUCAGUUUUGUAAAGUCAAGUUUUCUGGAACAUCAUAUGAGUUUUCAUAUUUUUUUAAAUGCAGUUUUAUGGUUGAACAAGAAACAUAUAUGAAUAUCUUGGACAGAUAUUAGCAAUAAAUCGAUACAUGCAGGACUGGCUUUAUUCAGUGCAGUAAUCUUUUUUAUAUUGUGUUUUUUUUACAUUCCACAUUCACAUAGCAACAUAGGCUUUUAUUGAUCUAUAUUGUUAUUCAAACUCACUCGAACCCUGUUGAAAUAUUCCCUCACUAUUUUACAGUCACAGAAUCCAAAGCAGUGUUUACACAAGUCUUGUAUGGUGGUGUGUGUAUUUAAAUGUCAGUGACCAACUGCUCGGAUGCAAAAACAUUAAUGUAACAUAAAGUGCACUUCUGGAGCCACUGCCUCAAAAACACAAGUUCCAGCUAUUGAGAUUUGGAAUGUACUUGUUAAGCUGUUUUUAUUUUUGUUUCAUUUGGUUUUACUGAAAUUAGUUUUUCAUCUGGGUAUAGGGGAAAUAAAAAUGAAUUAGACUUUCUAAUAAAAAUGAGCAACUGA